GUUGGCUGCACGUGUAGCACAUCGUAUUGAUGAACUUAGUGGUCUCCCUGCAACAAUGGCAGAAGACUUGAAAAUGAAAGCACAGAUUGAACUUCGUGCACUGAGGCUCCUGAACUUCCAAAGACAGUUACGAGCUGAGGUGGUAAGUUGCAACAGGAAGGAUACAACAUUGGAAACAGCCAUCAAUAUCAAGGCAUACAAGAACAAGCGACAAGGCCUGAGGGAGGCCCGCAUCACAGAGAAGCGAAAGCAGCAGAAGCUGGAGGCUGAACGCAAGAAGAGGCAGAAACACCAGGAGUACCUCAAUGCUGUGUUGCAGCAUGGCAGGGAGCUCAAGGAAUUCCACCGCCAGAACAACCAGAAGAUUGGCAAGCUGAACAAGGCUUUGAUGAUGCACCACAUGAAUGCCGAGAGGGAAAAGCAGAAGGAACAGGAGCGUAUAGAGAAAGAACGUCUGCGCCGCCUCAUGCUGGAGGAUGAAGAAGGUUACCGUAAGCUCAUUGACGAAAAGAAGGAUAAGCGUCUUGCCUACCUCCUCACGCAGACGGACGAGUUCAUAGCCAACCUGACAGAGAUGGUCAAGGCUCACAAGGAAGAUCAGCGUCUCAAGCACAAAGAGGAGAGAAAGAAAGCGCGUGAAGAGAGGAGGCGAGCCAGAGAGGUUUCUGGUGCUGAAGGGGAAGAUCCUCAACAGACACGUAUCCCUGUUAUUGAGAGCACGGGAGCAAUAAUGAGUGGCAUGCAAGCACCAACAGCAGCAACCCUAGAGGUGUUCUUGGCCUCCAACCCUGGCUGGGAGGUGCUGCCUGAAGAGGACACAGAGUCGUCUGAUGAAGAGGAAGAGAAGAUGGAUAAUGAAGCAGAGAAGAAGGAAGAGAAAGAGAAGGAGAAGGCACCUGAAGGGGAAACUAAGCCAGAUGUCAAGAAAGUGGAGGAUGAUGAAUACAGGGAUGUCACAGGAGAAAAGAACUACUAUUCCAUUGCACAUACCAUCAAGGAAACGGUCAAAGAGCAAGCCACUAUCAUGGUCAAUGGCAAGCUCAAGGAAUAUCAAAUCAAGGGUCUGGAGUGGUUGGUAUCCUUGUACAACAAUAACCUGAAUGGUAUUCUGGCUGAUGAAAUGGGUCUGGGUAAGACCAUUCAGACCAUUGGCCUUAUCACGUACCUGAUUGAAACCAAGAAAAACAAUGGGCCAUACCUUAUUAUUGUCCCUCUCUCCACCAUCUCUAAUUGGGCUCUUGAGUUUGACAAGUGGGCCCCAACCGUACAGGUGGUUGUGUACAAAGGAUCACCUCAAGUGCGCCGCAUUGUCCAAAGUCAGAUGAGAGCCACAAAGCUGAAUGUCUUGCUUACUACUUAUGAGUAUAUUAUCAAGGACAAAGCUGUGCUCUCCAAACUCCGCUGGAAAUACAUGAUUAUUGAUGAAGGUCACAGAAUGAAGAACCAUCAUUGUAAACUGACACAAACUCUCAACACAUUCUACAAUGCGCCACACCGUCUGCUGCUAACUGGAACACCUCUCCAAAAUAAGCUGCCAGAAUUGUGGGCUCUCCUUAAUUUCCUCCUGCCAUCUAUCUUCAAGUCUUGCUCCACUUUCGAGCAGUGGUUUAAUGCCCCCUUUGCUACAACUGGUGAGAAGGUGGAACUGAACGAAGAAGAAACCAUUUUGAUUAUUCGUCGUUUGCACAAGGUCCUUAGGCCAUUCUUGCUGAGAAGAUUAAAGAAGGAGGUCGAAGCACAGCUGCCCGACAAGGUUGAAUACAUUAUCAAAUGUGAGAUGUCUGGGCUACAACAUGUGUUGUACAGACACAUGCAGUCAAAGGGUGUCUUGCUCUGUGCGGAGGAUAAGAAGGGUAACAAGAGCAACACCAAGGCGCUCAUGAACACCAUCAUGCAGCUACGUAAAUUGUGCAACCACCCCUUCAUGUUCCAGCACAUUGAGGAAGCUUAUUGCAAUCAUAUUGGUUUUGCCGGUGGCAUUGUUCAGGGACCUGACCUGUACCGAGCAUCUGGCAAGUUUGAGCUCCUUGACCGUAUAUUGCCCAAGCUGAAGGCAACCGGUCAUCGUGUACUCCUCUUCUGUCAGAUGACCCAGCUCAUGACAAUCAUGGAGGACUACCUCAUGUUCAAGGGUUUCAAGUACCUGAGACUUGACGGCAUGACAAAGUCAGAAGACCGAGGAGAGCUUUUGAGACUAUUCAACGAGUCUCGGGAAUUCUUCUUGUUCUUGCUAUCCACUCGAGCUGGUGGUCUAGGUCUCAACCUUCAGUCUGCUGACACUGUAAUCAUUUUUGAUUCUGAUUGGAAUCCUCAUCAGGAUCUCCAGGCCCAGGAUCGAGCCCAUCGUAUUGGCCAGAAGAAUGAGGUGCGAGUUUUGAGACUGAUGACUGUAAACACUGUGGAAGAGCGUAUCUUGGCUGCUGCCCGUUACAAACUCAACAUGGACGAGAAGGUCAUCCAGGCUGGUAUGUUCGAUCAAAAGUCUACCGGAUCAGACCGUCGGCAGUUCCUGCAAGCCAUUCUCUCCAAUGACACCAUAGAGGAAGAGGAAGAAGAUGAAGCCCCAGAUGAUGAGACAGUGAACCAGAUGAUUGCUCGUGGUGAAGAGGAGUUCGAAAUCUUCCAAAAACUGGAUACAGAACGGAGGGUGACAGAAGACAAGCCUCGCCUCAUGGCUGAAGAUGAACUGCCAGAAUGGAUGUUGAAGGAGGAAGAUACUGAAGAAGAGGAAGAGGAAGAACAAGAGGAGUUGGGAGACCGCCGAGCCCGAACCAAGAAGGAGGUGGAUUAUUCUGACAGCCUGACAGAGAAGGAGUGGUUGCGAGCUAUUGGGGCAAUGGAGAAUGAUGACGAAGAGGAGGCCAAUGGAAGCAAGAGCAAGCGUGGUUCCAAGGGCAAGAGAAGGAGGAUCGAUGAUGAUGAUGAUGACCCUAAGCCCAAGAAACGGGGUCGACCGGCGAGGGAGAAACCUGGCCCCAAGAACAAACGACUGAUUAAGCAGCUUAAGCGUCUGAUGGACAUAGUCAUCAAAUAUGAAGACAGUGACGGAAGGGUACUUAGUGAGCCCUUCAUGAAGCUGCCUUCACGUAGGGAACUUCCAGACUACUACGAGGUGAUCAAGAGGCCCAUGGAUAUUCGCAAGAUACUCAACAAGAUAGAGGAAGGAAGGUAUGAAGACUUGAAUGAUGUAGAGAGUGAUUUCAUGCUUCUGUGCCGCAACGCUCAGGAAUAUAACGAAGAAGCAUCAAUUAUUUAUGAAGACUCCAUAGUCAUGCAGAGUGUGUUCCUCAAUGCCCGUGAACGCAUUGAGACAGAGGCUGAUAACCUCCCAGAGGAAGAAGAUGAUGACGAUGAUGAGGAAGAGGAGGAGGAAGUAAGGCCCAAGAAGGGAAAGAAAAGCAAAGGAGACAAGGGGAGAGGACGAAAGAAAAGAGUGAAAUAUGCCGAUGAUUCAGAUGAUGAUGAUGAUGAUGAUGACGAUGACGUGAGUAAGAAGGAAGUAGAUGAAGUGAUCAAGUGUCAUCAGGUUGCAGAUGCAAGAAAGGAGUCCAAAAUAUGGACAUUAGGCUUACUUGAGGGGCCUCUGGCAAGUGUGUGGCUUGUAGGCCAGGCACACAUGAACACUAUAUGCCGAAAUUCUCUUGACAGGAACUUGGCCUUCAGCCAAAAUUUCCAUGACCGCAAGUCCAUGUCACCCUUCACUCUAGCCAAUUUGUUUUUUGACAUGACAUCAUCCAGAUUAGCACCAGGAGAGUUGACAAUAGAAGAAACUCCACACAAAUAUGAAAAUAGCUGGCACAUAGCUAUAUCAUCCCUUAUUCUGAAUAUGACAGCAAAAAUUAGAACUGCAUUUCUAAGACCCAGUGUGCCUGCAGUAGCAUGUGUCUGUACUUUGUAUUUUUCAGUUCUGAUUGUUGAUACAUUAUCAAGGAUCACUUGCUUUGCAUUCUUGCACAAAUUUUGUAACCAACUGCAAGUAUUACUAAACUCUAUUGUAUUUAUUCAUGCAUGGUCAUACACCUGGACUAUCAUGUUCAAAAGGGUAAAGAUGAAAGACAUGAAAGUACUGAGGAAGAACAGUACAUGGGAUCAGAAAAAGCAAAUUCAUCUAGAGUCAGGAAAUGGCUGCAAUAAGACAGCCAACAAUUUUCUUCUCAAGAACAUAAAAGAAGACCUUUGUGUUUUCUUUCACACGGAUCCCAUUUUCAGCAAAGCCCAGCUCUUGGUCAACUAUCUCUCUUAUCUCCUCCACUUUACGCCAGCAAUGCUGAGGGGUGUUGAGAAAGCUAUUAUGAUGCUCCUCAUGAGAAGCUUCAUCUUCAGGAUUGCCAAUCUCAUAUAUAAUGCCACAGACAUUGCACUGCUUGGCCCCAAACUCCUUUGUCCUGCAUCAUCAUCAUUUGGGAUCCAUCACUUUUUCUCAUUUUUAUCUGCUACAGAGACCUUGUCAGAGAGCCGACGCUUGGGAUCAAAUAUUGAAAAGAAUUUCCCUUUCUGUGGGCUGCUUUUACUGGGUGACCUUUUCAGUGCUCUGCUUGGUGAUCCCUGUGGGGUGCUGCCAGAAAUCGGCUUCCUUGGAGAUCUUCUUGGGAUAGUGGGUGGAGCUACAGAUUCUCUAGGUCAAUAUAGUCUAAAAAUAGAUUCAGUACACAGAAUAUUGGACCACUCAGCAACAACCAAAAUCAAAUGGAAUUAUGAUGCUAAACACGCACCAUUACUCAGAGUGACUCCAGUGGCUUCAGUGGACCUUGGUGGAGAGACUGCAGCAAAGCUAGCAGACAUUGGAGACUUCUUGAUGGGUUCUUCCUCAUCCAAGAGUUUGAUUGGUGGAGAUCGCCGGGGAGUUGUCAGCACCCCACAGUCAGGCACCAUGGGAGUCAUUGUGCAACUCUCCUGUUACAAUGUACCCAAAAAUCCGGAGUUCAUGGCAGACGCAGCUCGUAUUCAGAAGGAGGAGCAGAAGAAGAUUGAUGAAGCAGAACCAGUUACAGAAGAGGAGAUGGAGGAGAGGGACCAGCUCCUGACACAGGGUUUCCUCAACUGGAGCAAGCGUGACUUUAACCAGUUUAUUAAGGCGAAUGAGAAGUAUGGACGUGAUGAUAUUGAGAACAUUGCUAAGGAAGUGGAAGGCAAGACACCAGAGGAAGUCAUGGAAUACUCUGCUGUGUUCUGGGAACGGUGUUCUGAGCUCCAGGACUGCGACCGCAUCUUGGCACAGAUUGAGAGAGGAGAAGCCAAGAUCCAGAGAAGAGCCUCUAUCAAGAAAGCUUUAGAUGCUAAGAUGGCACGGUACAGGGCACCAUUCCAUCAGCUGCGAAUUUCUUAUGGAACCAACAAGGGCAAAAAUUAUACCGAGGAGGAAGACAGAUUCCUUGUUUGUAUGCUUCACAAGCUUGGUUUUGACAAAGAAAAUGUUUAUGAGGAGUUACGAGCAGCUGUAAGGUCAGCACCCCAGUUCCGCUUUGAUUGGUUCAUCAAGAGCAGAACAGCUUUGGAACUGCAGCGUCGUUGCAACACACUCAUCACUCUUAUCGAACGCGAGAACCAGGAACUGGAGGAAAAAGAACGGGCGGAGAGGAAGAAGGGCCGACCGAAGGGACUAUAUGUGAAGUCUGGGAAGAGAGGCAUUGGCACACAGGACGGCAGAGGGAGGAGAAAGAAGAAGGUGGCUGAAUAAGGGGGGUAAGGGAAAAAGGGGAUAGGGUCAGGGGGGAGGUACUUUUUUUUAUCUAUUUAUUUUUUUUCUAUUUGGAGGGGGUGGGCAUUGGGGGUUGAAUGAUUAAAUUUGUAGAGAUUUAAGAUUUUUUAAAUAUUAAAAUAGAAAAGAAAAAUAAAAUGACUGAUACUCUCUCGUACUGGAAUACAUUCUUUGUGGGUGGAUUACCUUAGGCAGGAAUAGAAGAGAUUUCUGAGACCUUUCUGUUUACAUGUGUAAGCAAAAUUGGAGAAAUGUGAAUUCAGCAGACUUAAAGUGACACGCAUACAGGUGCAUCAUUCCUCAAGCUUUACAGGAAAAAGGAAUAUGUAUUUUCCUACAUUUAUGAAUGUAUCUUCCCCAAAAAUGCUCUGUUACCCAGGUACUUGGGUAUAAAAACAUGUCUUACCUUCUAAGAAAUUUGUCAUUCGGACUAUGAAGUGACCGGUAACUAAUAUAUACUUAGUUUUUGAUGUUAUGUAGUAAUGUAGAAUUGAUUUUAAGUAGAUAGAAGUGGAGGGCCAUUCAUAAUUCAGAAAGGGGAAACAGUAAGUGUAAUCUAAGGUCAAUUUUUUGUUGAGAUGAAUCACAGUUUUAAUUAAAAUUUUGUUUUUGCCUUUUAUCUGUAAUCUCAGGAAAAAAAAGUAUAUCAAAUCCAAAGACUGGGAGACCAGAUUCAGUUGAUAUUAUGCUGAUAACAAAGAACAAUCCUUUUGCUCAGUGAUAACCAUAGAUGGACAACUGUUUUCUAUGAUAGCAGGUGCUUCAGUUCUUCACUGUGUGUUCCUCUUAAGGGAAGGAUAGUAUUACAUUCCAAACACUGAUACACAUUAGACAAAGGUUACACUGUUGAGAACAUUUGCUCUUUAUAAAAUUGUCUCCAUGUUUGCAGUUUAGGGAUAACAUUCUUUAGGCAGGUAUUAAUAUUUCGCACAAUGACAGGUAUCAUAGAGAUGGAUGAGGUCGGUGUACAUGUCCACAAUUUUAUUCAUUUAACAUUUAGUAUUUUCGUCAUUUUGUAAUAAAAGAAGAACGAUAA
Messenger RNA from Penaeus vannamei (Pacific white shrimp), 6734 nucleotides. The record is from RefSeq and is a predicted model, not a curated record. NCBI's taxonomy places the organism in Eukaryota, Metazoa, Arthropoda, Malacostraca, Decapoda, Penaeidae.